This is a messenger RNA of Auanema sp. JU1783, 1152 nucleotides long. NCBI's taxonomy places the organism in Eukaryota, Metazoa, Nematoda, Chromadorea, Rhabditida, Rhabditidae. The record is from the annotation of a GenBank genome assembly.
AUGAACAACGAUUUGAAUAGCAACACUCCGGAGAAGGAGAUAGGAUUCCCGCCCAUUUCAAUACCCGUUCUACAAUAUUCCUCUAAUGAUUUCCUUUUCGACUUAGCUGACCAAGAAUCUGUGGAGAGAAGUGAACUCAACCCAAAAAAAACUUUCAAAAGCUUACUCAGAGAAAGAUGGGAGAUGGCAAGAGCAGAAGGCGCCUUCAAUUAUAAUUUGAAUUGUGUUUAUAGAAAUUUAGGUGGAGAUUUCAAUAUGGACAUGCAACUUAACGUUGAUAGAGGAGAACUAAGAAGAAAACCUUUAAAGUUCGAACACAUCAAAGAACCUUUUGAUUCAACCCAAUGGAACUUCACAAAACUUUUGCCUAAAGAAAUACUUUUUUAUCUGAAGUCUACUGAUACCCCAAAUGAGGAAGAUUGUUCUACUGAGCAUAUCGUAGCUGUUAAUGCUAGUCCCCUAGAGAGAGAUCAUAGCUUGAUAGUUCCAUCGGUCAACAAAUGCUACCCCCAAGUUCUGACACCAACGGCUAUCCAAUUGGGGGUUGAUGUGAUGCUUAUGGUAGAUGAUAUAGACUUCAACAUUCUUUUCAACAGUGUUCUUGGACAGGCCUCUGUCAACCACCUUCAUUUACAUUGCUUAUAUUGGCCCUACAAAUCUGAUUUGAUCUAUAGAAAGUUUUCAAAAUUAGGGAACUCGGAAGUUUACGUCAUCGAACCCCCUAAAUGGCUAUGCCAAGCGUUUGCGUUUCAGCUCAAAUCAAAAGAUGACUACCAGCAGUUCAACAAAAAUCUGACUUGCUGCACCAAGUUGCUCUCGGAUGCAGGGCAAGCUCAUAACAUUUUUAUGACUCGUGCUCCAACAAUUCGAACUGAUGGACCAGACUGGGAAAAAGAUGCUGGGGAUUCCCAACCUAGUUUCGUAACAGCCUACGUUUUUCCUAGAAAAAAUAUGAUAGGUGCCAAACCUCCAACAAAUUUCAAUCCUGCUGCUAAUGAACUAGCAGGUUGUCUAACCUCUUACACGAAAGAGUUCUACGAAACAGCUAAUGAAGCUAUGUGCGUGAGCAUAAUCAGAGAAGAAGCAACAUUAUCGGAGCAAGUGUUCCGGGAGCUCUCCCAGUCUCUCCAGAAUCAUUUAAACUCUAGCUGA